Molecule: messenger RNA, 3931 nt
Organism: Canis lupus familiaris (dog)
Lineage: Eukaryota; Metazoa; Chordata; Mammalia; Carnivora; Canidae
Gene: GADL1
Product: glutamate decarboxylase like 1
Exons: 18
Coding region: 753-2303 (516 amino acids)
Biological process (GO): carboxylic acid metabolic process
Cellular component (GO): cytoplasm
Molecular function (GO): pyridoxal phosphate binding; carboxy-lyase activity
Source: RefSeq, a predicted model, not a curated record
CGGGGGGACAGCCCGGAGCCGCGGAGCAGCGAUGAGCCGCCACCCGGACCGCGACGGCCCGCUGGACGGCUUUGAUUCUCAUGCCUAUCUUGGACUGACUUGCUGGGCUUACCAGGUCCUGACCCUCAGAACUCCCUUGGUCCUCAAUGUCCUUUGCACAAGUUUUCUGAAGAGUUCCUUGGUUCCCACCUAGAUGCCUGGAUUCAUUUUUUUUUUUUUUAUUGUUCCUCCUUCCUAUCGUUUGCAGCAAGGAUUAUUUUUCUAUGGCUAAUUUUUUUCUUAACAAUUAAAGUCUUGGAUGGGACACUUGCCUCUACCUGGCAAACUUUCUGACAAAGACCUAAGGCUAUUAAUUCUAGCCUUUACGUGAGCCAACAAUGUAAUGUGGGUGCCAAAAGAGAGUUCAUGUAGACUCAGUCACAUUAAUAGUUACUACUUAUUGUUCACUUUACUCCCUUCCUGGCACUUUGCUCAGCAGCUUGCAUGCUUUGCCACAUUUAACCCUUCCAAUGACUCAAUAAAAUGGACAUGGCUAUUUUCCCCCUUUGUCAGUUUAUUUUUAGGACCUAAAAUUUGGGGGAGGAAUGUGCCUUUAGGUGUACAGCUCAAUUCCAGGGCUUCACCAUUUGUCCCUAAAGCAUGUUGAAUACAUCCUUUCAAGUGAAAAAUAAGUAAAAGUGAAAGCUGGAACUAAAAUUCAUCAUUGGAGCACUGGAUGGUUCAGCCUUCAGGGAGAUACUCAUCAACGCGAGAUGGUUCCAAGUAAGAGGAGUGCUGUUCUUGUGGAUGGGGUUAUACUGAAUGGCCCCACGACAGAUGCAAGAGCAGGAGAAAAAUUUGUUGAAGAUGCCUGUAGGCUAAUAAUGGAAGAGGUGGUUUUGAAGGCUACAGAUGUCAGUGAGAAGAUAUUUUGGACCUGCUUUACUUUGGAGCACACUGCUUUUCUGGUUUGUGAGUGGCGGCCCCCUGAACAGCUGAAACAACUUCUUGAUUUGGAGAUGAGGGACACAGGAGAGCCACACCACAGGCUGUUGGAGCUCUGCCAGGAUGUCAUACGCUACAGCGUCAAAACUAACCAUCCAAGAUUUUUCAACCAGUUGUAUGCUGGACUUGAUUAUUACUCCUUGGUGGCCCGAUUUAUGACAGAAGCAUUAAACCCAAGUGUUUAUACGUAUGAGGUGUCCCCAGUGUUUCUGUUAGUGGAAGAAGCGGUUCUGAAGAAAAUGAUUGAAUUUAUUGGCUGGAAAGAAGGGGAUGGAAUAUUUAACCCAGGUGGUUCGGUGUCCAAUAUGUAUGCAAUGAAUUUAGCUAGAUACAAAUAUUGUCCUGAUAUUAAGGAAAAGGGGCUGUCUGGGUUGCCAAGAUUAAUCCUUUUCACAUCCGCAGAGUGUCAUUACUCUAUGAAGAAAGCAGCCUCCUUUCUUGGGAUCGGUACAGAGAAUGUUUGCUUUGUGGAAACAGAUGGAAGAGGUAAAAUGAUACCUGCAGAACUGGAGAAGCAAAUCUGGCAAGCCAGCAAAGAGGGAGCAGCUCCAUUUCUGGUCUGUGCUACGUCUGGUACAACUGUGUUGGGGGCCUUUGAUCCUCUGGAUGAAAUAGCAGACAUCUGUGAGAAGCAUGGCCUCUGGCUUCACGUGGACGCUUCUUGGGGUGGCUCAGCUUUGAUGUCCAGAAAACACCGCAAGCUUCUGCAUGGCAUCCACAGAGCUGACUCUGUGGCCUGGAACCCCCACAAGAUGCUGAUGGCUGGGAUUCAGUGCUGUGCUCUCCUUGUAAAAGACAAAUCUGACCUUCUUAAGAAAUGCUAUUCUGCCAAGGCAUCUUACCUCUUCCAGCAGGAUAAAUUCUAUGAUGUCAGCUACGACACGGGAGACAAGUCUAUCCAAUGCAGCAGGAGACCAGAUGCAUUCAAGUUCUGGAUGACUUGGAAGGCCCUGGGCACAUUAGGCCUUGAAGAAAGAGUUAAUCGUGCACUCGCUUUAUCUAGGUACCUUGUAGAAGAAAUCAAGAAAAGAGAAGGAUUCAAGUUAUUGCUGGAACCUGAAUAUGCCAAUAUUUGCUUUUGGUACAUUCCACCAAGCCUCAGAGAGAUGGAAGAAGGACCUGAAUUCUGGGCAAAACUUAAUUUGGUGGCCCCAGCCAUUAAGGAGCGGAUGAUGAAGAAGGGAAGCCUGAUGCUGGGCUACCAGCCCCACCGGGGGAAGGUCAAUUUCUUCCGCCAAGUGGUGAUCAGCCCUCAAGUGAGCAGGGAGGACAUGGACUUCCUCCUGGAUGAGAUAGACCUCCUGGGGAGAGACAUGUAGCUGUGGCUUUUGGUUCCCCAGAGACACGGGUCCUGUUCUGGGGAGACUUAGAGAACCAGGGCAUCUGGGGACACAGAAGAGAUGGCAGCCCUUCUGGUGAGAAGUAGGAAAAACUCCCUGGCAUGGCCUGGUAAAACAAAAAUGCUAAGGAAAUAGUGUUAAGGACUCUUUAGCUGCCUGGGCACUACUGUUAUUAUAAAGGAGAAAGUAAAAAAUUGAUAUUCUCAAGGACUGUCUUUAGGAUACCACCUGGAAGACAGUUUAGUAAGUACUGCAUAGGGCCUGGAUUCUAAGCUUCCAUUGUUCUUUCAAGAACAUAUAAAUUCAUAGUUGAAAGCAGUGGUUCUCAAAAUGGUGGUCCCUAGACUAGCACCAUCAACACUGCCUGGGAACUCAUUAAAAAUGCAGAUUCUCAGCCUCGCCCCAGACCUACUGAAUCAGACACUCUGGGUAUGCAACUUGGCAUAUUUUAACCAGCCUUCCAGGUGAUUCUGAGGCAAGGUAAAAUUUGAGAACCAGUAGUUUAGUGAAACCUUAUAAAGACUGAAUAAUAACUGAUAUUUUUCCAGCAAAGAAUUACCUAACAUUUCAGUGGUCCCUGAACCAGUGUCUGAAAAUAUGGCUGAGCAUCUGUAGCACUAAUCAUUAGGGACAUCAGAAGUAUAUCAAAACUAUUUUUAAAAGGAGAAACUAUUUAAGAUGUUUGCUUUAUGAAGAUAUAUCUUUUAUGCAGCUGAAUGCUUAUUCUCAAAAGCUAAAAUUAACCAUUAUCUAUUCUAAAUUACUUAAAUUAGAGGUAAGGGUAAAGACAAACGUGUUGUAGCAUGGCCCUUUCAAUCAAAGCAAUAAUUUCAAUUCACUUCCCAAAGCACUUGUGUCAUUAGCUUGGAGUAGACAUUAGGCACAGAUAUAUCUAACUGUGUACCUGUUUUAGUGUGAGGGGGCCCAUUUCUUAUCUUGUUCUCUGCUUAGAAAAAAUAAACAGAAUGAAGUCCAGGGUUAUACAACAUUCCCUUUCUCAAGCUUUGAAUCGUCAGUGUAGACUAUUAAGUGGUUUAUAUUAGGCAGAGAAUCUGGGAAUUAGAGGCCUUACAGUAAAAACACCUCCUCCAUUUCUCCUGGGAGUGGAUGAUUAUAAUUCUAUCUCUGAUCCUGGUCCUGGAUUUCUAGGAGAAUUCUAUUUGGCUAAGAAAUAAACAGAAUUCAGAGGUGUGGGUGCAGAGUAAAACCAGGUAAGAUUGUGAAUCUAAUUAGAACUCUGGUUUGGAAGGCAAAAGAUGGAAGAGCAUUUAAGAAUUAGACUUAGUGUAUUCAAUAACCUUUCAUACAAUAUUACAAUAUCAUUAGCUUUUGUUGAUUAAAUUUGAAGAGUAAAAAGCAAAUGUGUACUGUUUGUUUUUAUUCCAUAUUUUCACUUUAGGAUAUGUGGUUUCUCAAUAGCUCCAUUGGUCAAAAAAUAUUUUAAUCUUUCUCUGAAUUACUUUAUUCUCUGGCGAUAACUAUUUGUGACUGAGUGUGUUUUACCUACCUUGUUGCUCUUUUUGUUGUGAUGUCUACAUAAAAUGUUCCUGAAAUUGAUGUUUGCAAUAAUUCUGGUUUAAUGAAAUAAAAAGCUACAUUAGCACACA